Sphaerulina musiva SO2202 is the source of this 1269-nucleotide messenger RNA. Its product is annotated as Asparaginase/glutaminase. The transcript has 2 exons. Gene Ontology annotation, molecular function: asparaginase activity. The coding region runs from base 1 to 1269 and encodes 422 amino acids. The record is from RefSeq and is a predicted model, not a curated record. Lineage: Eukaryota; Fungi; Ascomycota; Dothideomycetes; Mycosphaerellales; Mycosphaerellaceae.
AUGUCGUAUCUGCAUGGUUCGCGAGGAACGAAUACACCGACGAACAGCGCCAACGAGCCCCAUAUCCUUCUCGUCGUCGCAGGUGGCACAAUCUGCAUGCAAGACUCGAAAGAUGGCCUCGUCACUUCCAAGCUCUUCUUGGACGAGUGCUUGCGACACAAUCCGACCUACGACGACGGCACGCCCGUCUUGUCGACCACCGUCACCAACGAACACGGAAAGUCUAUUGAAGCGCCCACAUUGCGAUUACCACGAGACCGAAAUGGCGAAAAUGUACGCUGUUCCGUCCUCGAAUUCGACCCUCUGCUGGACAGCUCCACGGCACACUCACCAACGUGGAACCAACUCGCACAAACCAUACGCGCGAACGAGGCUCAUUUCGACGCCUUUGUGAUUUGCCAUGGAACCGACACGCUGGGCUAUACCUCGGCGGCUUUAUCCUUUAUGCUCAUGGACAAUUUGCAAAAGACCGUAGUCUUGACCGGUGCCCAGCGAAGCAUGUUCUUCGCAGAUUCCGACGGAUCCGACAACCUCCUGGGCUCCAUCGUGCUCGCAUCUCAUCUCCGCAUCCCCGAAGUGUGCGUCUACUUUGGCCACAAACUUCUCCGAGGGACGAGAAUCACCAAAAUCAGCGCGAGCUCCUACUCGGGCUUCGAAAGCCCCAACGCCGGUCCCCUGGCCACCGUCUCGGAAACGGGCAUUGUCGUCCACUACGACAAUCUUCUCCACGAGCCACCCAGUGUCGGCAAAGCCGUCCCCGACAUGGACUCGUCCAAAGUCAUCGUCCUCAAAGUCUGGCCCGGCAUCACCUCGCACAUCGUCUCGACCAUUCUCUCCUCCCCCGAAAUCCAGGGAGUCGUCCUCGAAACCUUCGGAGCAGGCAACAUGCCCUUGAGCAUCAUCCCCGCCCUCGAACACGCCGUCAAACACCGCGGCAUCGUCAUCGUCAACGUAACACAAUGCCUCCACGGCAGCGUCAGCAACUCGUACGAGCCCGCUCGCAAACUCGUCGAAGCCGGGAUCCAACUCGGAUACGAUAUGACGACCGAAGCGGCCUAUACGAAAUUAGUGUAUUUGUUAUCCACCAAGGGCGCUACGCCGGAGAAGGUGGCGGAGAAAAUUUCUCAGAAUAUGAGAGGCGAGAUGACGCCGCCGGGUGAACAUGUUUUGGCCGGUGCGGGGCCGAUGAGUAUUGCGCAGUUGCCGAUAAGGUAUGAGAGGACGAUGCCUGGGCAUUUUAGGGUCGGGGAUUAUGGAAUGGGGCUGUAG